Cucurbita maxima (winter squash) is the source of this 1400-nucleotide messenger RNA. RefSeq names its product F-box/kelch-repeat protein At3g23880-like. The transcript has a single exon. The coding region runs from base 37 to 1209 and encodes 390 amino acids. NCBI's taxonomy places the organism in Eukaryota, Viridiplantae, Streptophyta, Magnoliopsida, Cucurbitales, Cucurbitaceae. Gene Ontology annotation, molecular function: protein binding. The record is from RefSeq and is a predicted model, not a curated record.
CAGAAAUCUUGAAGGAGCUUUCCCAAACUCUCUCCAAUGGCGGCUCUGGGGCAUCUGCCUGAAGAAGUGAUGAUCGAGAUUCUCUCCAGGCUUCCGCUGGAGUCUCUGCUUCGAUUCAAGACCGUUCGAAAAUCCUGGUAUGCUCUAAUCAACGACCCUAAUUUCGCAACCAAAUGUUUCUGCAAUUCUCUUCAUCAGCAGAAGCACAUUCUUCUCAAGCGUUUUGUUACGAAGAACUCUGGCAAUCAGCAAAAUGUCUUCUCCUUCCUCAAAUUUUCCCUUCCCUUCGAUGGAUCUGUGCUGGUUUACGAUCUCGAUUUGCCAUUCGAUGAGGAUUUUCGAUAUUUCGAAAUCCGUGGCCAUUCUCACGGUUUACUCUGCCUCACUGAUCUUCGUAAGGACAUUUUCCUUUGCAAUCCAGCCACCAGAGAGUUUCAAAAACUACCGCGGUCGAUUCUCCUCACUGAACCCCUGGAUGAGUUCAUCAGGAUCACUUCGUUCACGAAUGCAGUCGGAUUCGGGUACGAUUCGAAAUCUAGGGAUUUUAAAGUGGUUAGGGUUGUGGAUUUUGUGGAACUACCUUGCUAUUUUCACCCUUCUAGAGUGGAAGUUUAUGAUUUGAGUAAAGAUAAAUGGAGAGAAAUUCAGACCCCUGAUAGAUGGAGUGGAAUUCAGACCCCUAUUUGUGGCAAAGUAUUCGGGACGCCUUGCUUUGAGAUGUAUCACGAAGGAACAUAUUAUUGGUGGGCAAAUGCAAAGAUAGAAGGAAGGGCAGAAAUUAUACAGUCAUUUGACAUGAGCGAGGAGGUUUUCAGGCCAAUUCCGAUGCCAAAGAGUCUAAAGGGGAAGUGCGAAGCGUAUAGAAGUAUGGGGGUUUUGAAUGGAUCGAUUGUUCUAUUUCAUUAUCCAUGGAAUGGGAAUGGAAGAGAGUUCGACCUCUGGGGGAUGGAGAAUGAUGAAUCUGGUGGGGUUUCAUGGUCAAAACUGCUCACAAUUGGGCCCCUUUAUGGAAUUGAGAAGCCAUUGGUGUUUGUGGGUUCUCAUGAACUCUUGAUGGAAGCCAAUGGAGGGCAAGUGAUUUUGUACAAUACUCGAACCCAACAGUUCAGAAAGCUUCCUAUAAAAGGGCACGAAAGGUUUCAUGCUACUGUUUUUGUUGAAAGUUUGGUAUCUGUGAAAGGAGGAAAUAACCUGACAUAUGAAUUUUGAAUCCAUGCUUUUGCUUUUACACAUAAUCAUCUACAUUUGAAUCCAUGCUUUAGGUUUUGCACAGAAUCACUACUUCCUUGUACAUCUCUAGGGUGAUUGAUAGUAACUAUGGAUUUUAGAUAAGCAAUAUCAAUUUACACCCUCCUUUCUUUCUUCUUGACCAAUUGGAAAGACGGGUAGUCUCAUAUGCA